Cucurbitaria berberidis CBS 394.84 is the source of this 975-nucleotide messenger RNA. Its product is annotated as putative NAD dependent epimerase/dehydratase. NCBI's taxonomy places the organism in Eukaryota, Fungi, Ascomycota, Dothideomycetes, Pleosporales, Cucurbitariaceae. Bases 1 to 975 code for a protein of 324 amino acids. The transcript has a single exon. The record is from RefSeq and is a predicted model, not a curated record.
AUGCCUCAAACAAUAUUCAUCACAGGAGCCUCAGGCUACAUCGGCACUGUUCUCACGUCCCAUUGUAUUGCCUCGGGCUACACCGUCCGCGCCUUAUCUCGUAGCUCGGACAGCGAUACAAAAUUGCUUUCGCUGGGCGCGAUUCCUACUCGUGGCGGUCUCGCUUCGCACGAUGUCCUUACGCGAGAAGCCUCUUCCGUAGACAUGGUCAUUGCCCUCGCCGAUGCACUGGCUGGAAAUUACGGAAAUAUGACCAUGGAAGAGCGGUCUGAGAUCAACAACGCAGCCAUCGCUGCUUUGGCGGCAGGUAUGGAGGGCAGUGGAAAGCCGCUUGUCGUCACCUCAGGCACUCUACAAGUAGCCGAUGACCCACAGGGCAACGAGACGGACGAGACAGCGCCAAGUUGGCCAGAGCCUAUAUUCGGCGUGGGAGUUGAGGCGACCGCUUUGAAGUUGAAGGAAAAAGGAAUCAGGGUCUCCGUUGUUCGACUCGCUCCAUGGGUGUACGGAAGAGGUGGAAGUGGCGUAAGAUUGUUCAUGCAGGGCGCAGUGGUGACUGGUGAGCUCAUCUAUGUCGAUGAUGGCUCAGCGCGUACAACCACCGUCCAUGUCGAUGACGCUGCUCGCCUAUUUCUUCUAGUCGCGCAGAACGGUGGAGUGGGAGAGAUAUACAAUGCUACGUCUGAGACGCAUGUGACGUUUAAGCAGCUCAUGGAAGCUAUAGGGAGGACUAUCUGUGUGCCGGUCCGGUCGCAGUCGUAUGCGGAUACGGAGGCGACGAGAGGACGUUUCAUCGCGAGCUUCUUGAGCCUGCAGAAUAGAGCAAGUAAUAAGAAGGCAAGGGAGGAGCUUGGGUGGACGGUGGAAUCGAAGGUGGGCAUUCUUGAUGAGAUCGCUGUCGGGUCGUACGUCAGUGUGGUGAAGGAGUUGCGAGAGUCGAAGGCUUCCAAGGUGGAGCUGGACGUUGUGGAUUGA